Molecule: messenger RNA, 2015 nt
Organism: Lotus japonicus
Lineage: Eukaryota; Viridiplantae; Streptophyta; Magnoliopsida; Fabales; Fabaceae
Product: polyphenol oxidase A1, chloroplastic-like
Exons: 1
Coding region: 63-1901 (612 amino acids)
Biological process (GO): pigment biosynthetic process
Molecular function (GO): catechol oxidase activity
Source: RefSeq, a predicted model, not a curated record
GUUCAUUAUAAAAGGACCCAAAAGUCUGAAUCUUAAAACAAGUUAGGCAACUAGCUAAAAACAUGGCAUCUAUAUCAUCUUCACUUCUGUCUUCGGUAUCCACUAAUGUCAUCAAUGUCUCUUCCAACUCCAACACUUUCCAUUCUUCUCUGCAUCCAUUAUUCUCUCAAAAGAAACUCAGCAAACCAAAACGGCAUCAUUACCACGUAUCUACAGUAGCAUGCAGCAGGGGCAACCAGGGCAACACAACACCAAACUCCAACAAAACAGAACAAACCCAUAACAACAUUGUAGGACACAGAAGAGAUGUUCUGAUUGGCCUAGGUGCUGCCACUCUUAGCAGCAGUAACAACCUUUUCGCCAUUGCUGCUCCAGUGUCCCCUCCAAAUCUCAAAACAUGCGGUCCACCAGACCUCCCUGAAGACCUCCCUGAUGGUGCAAAUUCAAACCUUAAUUGUUGUCCACCAUCUUCCACAAACAUCAUCGAUUUCAAGCUUCCUUCCUCUAACAGUAACACCCCCUUGCGGGUAAGACCAGCAGCAAAUCUAGCGAGUGAUGAGCAUCUAGCCAAAUACAAGAAAGCUAUUGAGAUCAUGAAAUCACUUCCUUCCAAUGACCCGAGAAGCUUCAUGCAACAAGCCAACAUCCACUGCGCUUACUGUGACGGCGCAUAUCACCAAGAUGGGUUCCCUGACCUCGACCUUCAAGUCCACAACUCUUGGCUCUUCUUCCCCUUCCACCGUUGGUACCUCUAUUUCCACGAGAGAAUCUUGGGGAGCUUGAUCGAUGACCCCACUUUCACCCUUCCAUUUUGGAAUUGGGAUGCUCCAGGAGGAAUGCAAUUACCUUCAAUUUACAAUGACAGAAAAUCACCUCUUUAUGAUUCUCUCCGGAAUUCCAAUCAUCUCCCUCCAACACUCAUAGAUUUAGACUAUAAUCUCACGGAAGAUCCUAAUGCAAGUGUUUCCACGAACCUCACUAUAAUGUACAGGCAACUUGUCUCUAAUGGAAAGACUCCAAGACUCUUCCUUGGAGAACCUUACCGUGCUGGAGAUGAAUCUGACCCUGGUGCUGGCUCACUGGAGAAUGUCCCACAUGGCCCAGUUCAUAUAUGGACAGGAGAUAAUACUCAGCCUAACCUUGAGAACAUGGGGAUUUUCUAUGCGGCUGCAAGAGACCCCAUUUUCUUCUGUCAUCAUUCAAACAUUGAUAGGUUGUGGUCUUUAUGGAAAACACUCGGUGGAAAAAGAAAGGAUUUCACUGACCCGGAUUGGUUACAAUCCGGAUUUCUCUUCUACGAUGAGAAUAAGAACCUUGUGCGUGUCAAGGUCGAGGAUUGCCUUGACACCACAAAGCUCGGGUACGUUUAUCAGGAUGUGGAUAUUCCGUGGCUAAAUUCCAAGCCCACACCGCGCAGGCCAAGGACUCAGAAAGUAGCACAGGGUUUAAAUUUUGGCAUUGGUGCAGCACAGGCUGCUGAGAGUACUUCAAAGAGUUAUGUAACAUUCCCUCUGGUUUUGGAUUCUGUUGUGAGUGCCGUGGUGAAGAGACCCAAGAAGUCAAGGACCAAAGAGGAGAAGGAGGAUUUGGAAGAGGUUUUGGUGAUUGAAGGGAUAGAGUUUGAUAGGAAGACGGCAGUGAAGUUUGAUGUUUUGAUCAAUGAUGAAGAUGACAAGGUGAUUAGGCCAGAGAAUACAGAGUUUGCGGGAAGCUUUGUGAGCGUGCCUCAUUCGCAUAAACAUAAGAACAUGAAGAUGAACACUUGUUUUAGACUUGGCUUGACAGAUUUAUUGGAGGAUUUGGGAGCUGAAGAUGAUGAAAGUGUUGUGGUGACAUUGGUUCCAAGGUUUGGGAAUGGGCUGGUCAAAAUCAGAGGCGUCAAGAUAGAACUUGAAGAUUAAAAAAAAAAUUCAACCACGUACAUGUGUGUGUGGUGGUAAUGGUUCCUUGAAUUAUAUCUAGUGAUGUGGGUGAUUUUUAUUUGUUCAUGUGGUGGUAACAAUAAAUUUCCUCUU